AACGUCGUACACUCCACUUACUCAUUGAGCCAUUCGUGCAGCUAAAAAUUGCGACAUGUCGUAUCAGCAACGACGUCACUCAGUAUGCGGGAAUGAAAACGUUACACGUCCAGCUAAAUUAAUGCAAUUUUAGCUUUUAUAACAUUUGCAUUUACCAGUGAGGUCGACAACAAAGACUGUUUGCCCAGCAGCUGUUUUAUCUAUGACGUAACAAGUAGCAAGUAGCACAGUUUGACAAGUGUUUGCUAAGGUAGGGUGACCAGACGUCCUCUUUUCCCCGGACAUGUCCUCUUUUUGGGACCUAAAAAAUGCGUCCGGCAGGGAUUUCAAAAACGUCCGGGAGUUUGCUUAGUCGGAUAUUUGUGUUUCUCUGGGUCUUUCACAAACUAGUAUUUACCCCUUACAAGUUUUGGAAAUGGUAUCUCCCUUACGUUCCACCUUCUCGCGCGAGCUCUGACUGUAGCGAGAACAGUCAUUGGUCGAUCUCAGGGUUGCCAGAUACACGAUAAUUAUCCUCCAAAUACGACCAUUUUGAGCCUUUGGUACGAUACUUAACCAUUUCCAAUCUGGCAACACCGAGCACCUUGCCGCCUCCACUAGUUGCAUUGUUUACAGCACAUGACAAAUGCAGCCAUGCCGAAACGUAAAUGUAAGUUCACGGACCAACACAAAAAGAAAUACCCAUGUUUUCGCCUCGGCCGUGAUGCUUCGGAAGCUGAGUGCACGACAUGCAGAGCAGGCACUUACGUAUCAGUGGCAAAUAAAGGUGGCAGCGAUUUGGAAGCUCACGUGCUCUCUGCAAAACACAAAACUGCAGCAAGAGGAGAGAGCUCAUCGAGUAAAGUGACAGACUUUGUUGUCCCCGACAUGGCAGGCAGACGGGCACUGAAGGCUGUGCUCAUCGACCUGAGUGGAACUCUCCAUGUGGAGGACACAGCGGUGCCCGGGGCACAGGACGCCCUCCACAGGUUGCGGCAGGCGUCAGUAGCCGUGAAGUUUGUGACCAACACGACAAAGGAAAGUAAGGGGAACUUACUGGAACGACUACACCGUCUCAACUUUGACCUCCAGGAAAAGGAGAUCUUCACUUCGCUGAGUGCAGCGAGGAGUUUGUUGGAGCAAAAGCAACUCAGGCCGCUGCUGCUGGUGGAGGACGGCGCACUGGAAGACUUCACUGGUCUUGAAACCUCAGAGCCAAACGCUGUCGUCGUGGGACUCGCUCCCGAUCACUUCAACUACCAAACACUCAACAAGGCUUUCAGAAUGAUUAUGGAUGGAGCUCCUCUCAUUGCCAUCCAUAAGGCUCGCUACUACAAACGUAAGGAUGGUUUGGCCCUCGGCCCCGGGCCCUUUGUGACGGGACUUGAGUACGCCGCAGACUGUCAAGCUACUGUGGUGGGAAAGCCGGAAAAAGCUUUUUUUACUCAGGCUUUGUCUGAUUUGGGAUGCAGCCCCAAUGAAGCUGUCAUGAUAGGCGAUGAUGCCAGAGAUGAUGUGGGCGGGGCUCAGAACGCAGGCAUGUUGGGAAUUCUGGUCAAAACCGGUAAAUACAGAGAAGGCGAUGAGAGGAAAAUCAACCCUUCUCCCCACCUCACAUGUGACAGUUUCCCAGAAGCUGUUGACCACAUCCUGAAGAACUUGUUAUGAGCUAGAAGGAACUCCAGUGCUUCAUGUUUUAAUGAAAAAUGUUCACAUCCAGUGUUAAAAGUAAAGCAUGCAUUUAAGAAUUACCAACCAUCUUUUGCAACAAUAACACAUGUUUUGUCACCAUGUCGUGAUGUAUGAAUAAAAGUUUGAGUAAAAUGA
Pseudoliparis swirei is the source of this 1806-nucleotide messenger RNA. RefSeq names its product haloacid dehalogenase-like hydrolase domain containing 2 (gene hdhd2). The coding region runs from base 619 to 1647 and encodes 342 amino acids. The transcript has 9 exons. The record is from RefSeq and is a predicted model, not a curated record. Gene Ontology annotation, biological process: dephosphorylation. Gene Ontology annotation, molecular function: phosphatase activity. Lineage: Eukaryota; Metazoa; Chordata; Actinopteri; Perciformes; Liparidae.